CCAUGCAUGCGCCUAUGUGUGUCUGCCUGACUUGUGCCACGAAAGGAUAUCCGCGCCACACCCCACCAGCCACUGGCCAAUCAAUCGCACAUGCAAACUGGCACGAACAGUUAGUGAGUGACGUUUUGAAUUUUAGGCUGGUCACGCGAAGCAUUUUGAAGACCUCGACACCAAGGGAAGCAAAACGGCUCAAGCUAGUGCAGGUUCACAUAGCUGCUGGCAAAUGAUCGCCUGAGACCAGCUUUACCUGCUAGACUAGAAGCGCUGGCUUUGGGAGCGAUUGUUCCUUCAAAAGCCUACCUAUUUUGAGUUCGGGCUACACUCAAACCCAAGCAUAUCUGCACUGCACUGGCCCAUAGAUACAUACUACAUACUACCUACAUCUUCCCCUCAACUCUUUAACCAAACAACGGAUGCUAGUCUGAACACAUCAGAUUAUUGAAGAUUUGCGACCCCUCAACAUCCCACCCGCACAGCCGUAUCGACCCCCGACAAUAUGGCCGACGACACAGCCCCGCUUGCCUCGCUCUCCCUCACGCAUGUCUUCUACGACCCCACCGACCCCGUCUCGUACGUCUGCGCCUGGCUAGCCCUCGCCCCCCAGGCACUAUGUGUCGUCUACGUCACGCUGAUCUGGUCCUCGCGCGAGGCCGAGGUGGCGCUCCUGUUCGCCGGCCAGCUCGCCUGCGAAGCUAUCAACUUUGCCCUCAAGCGGCUGAUCAAGGAGGAGCGCCCCCGGCGCAUCCACGGUAAAGGGUACGGCAUGCCCUCGUCGCACGCCCAGUUCCUCGCCUUUUGGGCCCUCAGCCUGGCCCUGUUCCUGCUCGUCAGACAUCGCCCCAAGGCGCACAAGAUCAAGAAGCAAGGUGCUGGCGGUGGCGGCGGCAGCGACAAGAAAGAAACAGUCAAGGCGACAGCUGCCCCGGCUUGGGAUCUUUGGCAGCUCCAGGAGCUGUACGGCGUCGAUCGGUACCCACACAGGCCGUGGUCCAUGUUCGAGCGAGCCGCGGUGUCGGCCAUGGGGUUCGCCCUCGCCGGCGUGGUGGCUUGGAGUCGAGUCUACCUGGGCUACCACACGCCGAAGCAGGUCUUUGUCGGCCUCUCUGCAGGGUGUGUCAGCGCCAUUGGUUGGUUCGUCGCGACGGAAGUCGCGAGGCAGACUGGCUUGCUGGGAUGGGUUCUCUCGCUGCCCGCCGCUCGCUGGUUCCGGCUGCGUGACCUGGUGAUUGAGGAGGACAUUUGCCAGGCCGGGUGGGAGAAGUGGGAACAGAGGAGGGUCGCCCUCGCGGUUGCUGCUGGCAAAUCAGAUACGGCUGACACGUCCGCGACGGUAAAUGACAAAAAAAAUUCCUGAUGAAAUUUCGUCGAGCAACUACGCACUGGAAUUUUCGCAUUACCGGACACAUUCUAAUCGUUUGGAAUGAGCUGUGGCUGCGAUGAGGCUGCUAAAGUACAGUCAUGCUGGGUCCUCGAAUCGAUUCACGAUGACACUUACUCGCAUAACCGAAGAACCGGGAAUCUAUCCGGAUCAUUCUUUUCCGUGCGACACGAACUGGUAGUCUUGGACUUUAAACAAUCUGGACAAGACCUUGGCCUCUGGGUCAGCCUAGUCUGGGCCAGUUUGUCAUAUGCGUCUUACUCCUUUAUGCCAAGAUCAACUCAUGGCGCACGAGUUAUAUGUGCGAUUGUGAUUUUGGCAAGUAACCAAGGUACUUGGGGUGAAGAAAGAAGACUUUCGGAACCUGUCAAAAGCCAAUGGUGUAGCUGGCUCCCUUUGAGUCUAAAUAGCUUCGUGGUGGAGAGUUAUUGUGACCCUGCAGGACGUGAUUGUGGAUCUGUCUAUCAUUAUGGGUGGCCAUUAUUUAGAAGUAUUUUCCCAACGGAAACCAUGAAUGUUAUUUCACCCAUUGGGACUGUCAUACUAGUUUCGUCUCUCUCGGCGUUAUCAAAUAGACCGUUUUGAGCUCUUACUGUAAGAUCAUUUGGCUGGUUAAAAUUAAGGGUUAGGGCUUGAGUUACUCUGCUUGCCAGCAAGCGC
Pyricularia oryzae 70-15 is the source of this 2038-nucleotide messenger RNA. RefSeq lists its product as uncharacterized. Gene Ontology annotation, biological process: lipid biosynthetic process; protein N-linked glycosylation. Lineage: Eukaryota; Fungi; Ascomycota; Sordariomycetes; Magnaporthales; Pyriculariaceae. Gene Ontology annotation, molecular function: dolichyldiphosphatase activity. The coding region runs from base 497 to 1354 and encodes 285 amino acids. Gene Ontology annotation, cellular component: intracellular membrane-bounded organelle; endoplasmic reticulum membrane. The transcript has 2 exons. The record is from RefSeq and is a predicted model, not a curated record.